Paraglomus occultum is the source of this 1113-nucleotide messenger RNA. The record is from the annotation of a GenBank genome assembly. Lineage: Eukaryota; Fungi; Glomeromycota; Glomeromycetes; Paraglomerales; Paraglomeraceae.
AUGGCUGGAACUGAUGUGACCACGGCAAUUUGCAGAGGGUUAUAUAUUCCUGUGAAUGUUUCGCAGUUCGCAUUUUUAUCGUCUCUGGCUCUCUUCAUAUUAUGGAGAUUACGACAAAUUGAACACAAACCUUAUGAUUUGGCCAUUGGCGGGUUUCUGUACUUCGUAAGGGUAGCUGCGCAAUUAACUCAAGUUUCGAUGACUUCACCAAAUGCGUACGAAUCCCCUGAUGCACCCGGAACAUUUUUCUGCCAGAUGGAUAUUGCACAGAGCGUGGAGAGGGGACUGUUUUACACUUACAAUGCCACUGAUGUUGCAAUCGACAUUUACGUUACGUUACGACUUGUUUAUAUCCUCAACAAAGCCAAUAACAAUGCUAAGCAUGUAACACCUAAUAUGCGACGACCACAUAAACGGAGUCUGUUCACAGCUGUCAUGUACUGGAAUUUCCUGCGUUUAUUCGCUGCUUUCUUACAUUAUUCUGUCAUUCUUUCCGGAGUCAUCACAACGCAAGAGAAUCCCUUCAACUUCUGGCCUUAUAACUUUGUCGCACUGAUGUUAUUAAGCUAUACUAUUACGGCUGAUGCAGAAAUUGUAAGAACUAUUGAAGGAAGACCUGUUAACGCGAACAAAGGAUCUAACUAUAGCAGUUCAAACGGUACGACAAAGGCAUCAAAAACAUAUCAUUCCGGCUCACAGUCUCCGCGUGCACCAUAUUAUAAAGAUCAAGUCAUAUCAAUUAAGGACGAUGAUGAUGAUUACCUGCAAUCAAAGUCUGCACAAUUAAAUUCAACUAGACAACAACCCGUUUACGAGGACGUGAGUGGCCAAAAAGUGGGAGUAUCAAUGAAGCGUGCGUCCUUCUUUGAAUGGGCUUCGAACGUAAUCGGUGUCCGCCGUAACGAUCUAGAUGAACAAUACGAUGAUACUAAUAAUGAUCAUGAUAUCGAAAAGGCUGAGAUCAACGACGCCGUUGAAGUGAUCUUGGAAGAGAGGCCAGUAUUGGAGGAGCAACUCGCUGAAGAGUCCGAAGCAAACGCAGAGAAUUUUGAUCCUGAACGUGGCUUUUCUAAUGAUCAAAGGCGUAGUAGCACAUUCAGUGUGUUUUUAUGA